Globicephala melas (long-finned pilot whale) is the source of this 14544-nucleotide messenger RNA. The record is from RefSeq and is a predicted model, not a curated record. NCBI's taxonomy places the organism in Eukaryota, Metazoa, Chordata, Mammalia, Artiodactyla, Delphinidae.
AGCGAGCUGCGUGGGCUAGUGCCAAGGCGCUUGUGUUUCGGGGCCUUGUGCUGGCACCGGGGGCGCCGGGUUGGCGACUUUGGCACUCCUGGCGUUGGGUGGGCGGCAUCGUGCCCGUGGGCGCUGGGGUCAGCGUCGCGGCUUUUCCGGACGUUCGUCGGCCAGGAGGAAGGGCAGAAAGCACAUCCCGGAAAGGUGGAAGGACUAUCUCCCAGUUGAACAGCCGAUGCCUGGGACUCGUUUCCUUGCUUUCAAAGUUCCUUUAAAAAAGUUUUGAAAAGAAUCUUGCUCCAGAAGAAUGAUUUUCCCUCUUGGACCUUUUUUAACAAACUCCAAGAACAGAAUGAAGAACUUGGGCUAAUUAUUGACUUAACAUAUACUCGCCGCUAUUAUAAGCCAGAGGACUUACCAGCAACUAUUCCUUAUUUAAAAAUUUGUACAAGUGGGCAUCAGGUGCCAGAUGAAGACACUAGUGUUAAAUUCCAGUGGGAAUUUAUAUGGGUUUCUGAAAGAAAAUAAAGAUAAUGAUAUUUGAUUGAUGUAGAAGGCAUGUGGCCAGAUGAUGCAAUUGGAUACUGGUGUUUUAUCCUUGCAAGUUCUCCGUCGUUCCAUAAGAGAGCUGCUCUUCUUCUGGUUUCAUAACAGAUGGUGAACAGUGUUAAAAUAUCCAGUUUACCUAAAUUUCUAGAGUACACUUCAGGGAGCGAAUGAUGGGGUGGGAUGUUGGGGCAGAGUGAGAGAUACAGACUCUGGCGAGACUGAGAGUCAUUCACAAAAAUUACUGGGCUGUGGUGAGGGGAGAACAAAAAUAAAUCAGGUUCCUGCUGGUGGACAGGAAGCCAAAAUGAAGAAGAAUGGUGCGUAGCCGGGCAGUGUAAUUAGGCUCAUAAGUGCUGUGUCUUCUGAUAGUAAUUAUGAACAGAAACCAACUAAUAAUUACAAAUAACAUGUAGGUGACCAAUCCUUGAGAGCUGAGGCAGAGAGAAGGAAAGAUGGCAUUAUACCUUGUCUCUGGUUCAUUGAGUUUCCCAGGCUGGUUGGUGACCAAUCGUGGGUGAAAUCAUAACUAAAUCAUUUUUGCUAAGGUGAUCAGCUUUCGUGGGGUCGUUUCCCUGAACUCUGUACAAUGAUAAAGCCCACUGGUUUAUGCCUCCUGGAAAAGAGUUAUUUCAAAACAGUAUAAGUGAAGCAUUGAUGAAACAGCCAUGAGGAACACGUUUCCACAUGGCCUCACACCUCCUUUUCAACGUGCUUUAAAACUUUUUUCAUCCAAAAAUCAAUAAAAGAAAAGGAUUGGGAUCAUAUCCCAUACAGAGGUAGUGUAAGAAAAAAGAGAAUAAGGAGCAGAAUAGCAUCUCUUCAGACAAUAAAAUCAAGUUGGAAAAGACAGGUCCACAAAACAGAUCAAAACUGUAACCUAUUAUUUCAAAGUGGGCUAAAAGAUGCUAAGAAAAACAGUGGAAAAGAUGAAAGAACAUGGAUCAAGGAGGGAAUGGGAAGUUACUGUUUAAUGGCUCUAGAGUCUCUGUUUGGGAUGGUGAAAAAGUUCUGGAAAAGGUAAAUGCUGAUAAAUGCCACCUAUGGGUGUUUGGUUUUAGUUGAUCUUCUUCCAUGAAAGGGUUUGGAGAGAUUCAGAAACUAUGCUGCUGCCUCCAUCUUUCUGAGGUCCUGCUCAAUCUUUAGACAUAAUUAUUUUGAAUUUGAAUAGUGGUGAUGGUCGCACAGCAUUGUGAGUGUAUUUAAUGUCACUUAAUUGUAUACUUGAAAAUGGUUGAAGUACUAAAUUUUGUUUUAUGUAUAUUUUACCAUAAUUUAAAAAAAAAGAUGAAGGAACUGCGUAAACCAGAAUAUUAGGUAAGAUGAUAGAACUCAGGACAGAAUUCAAAAUAAAAGAAAAAAAAUUCAGAAAUGAGGACUAAAUUUAAAAUAAUACAAGAGUGGGGACUUCCUUGGUUGUCCAGUGGUUAAGAAUCUGCCUUCCAAUGCAGGGGAUGCAGGUUCGAUCCCUGGCUGAGGAACUGAGAUCCCCCAUGCCGCAGGCCAACUAAGCCCGCACGCCGCAACUACUGAGCCCACGUGCUGUGGAGCCCACGCGCCACAACUAGAGAGCCCACGAGCUGCGAGGGAGAGCCCCCGCGCUGCAACGAAGAGCCCACAUGCUGCAACUAAUACCCGACACCGCCAAAAGUAAAUCAUUUAAAAUCAUACGAGUGAAUGAACAUAAUGCCUUAAGAGAAACAAACAGGAAAAGGAAAAAUUUUUUUGAAGAUAAAAAGGAUUUUAGAGAAAUGGAAAACAUAAAAGAUAGGCAAAAACGAGCCAGGACAGCUCUGAGAAAAGUAAUAUAAAUAUGUAUAAGAAUCUAUUAUACCAUAAAAGUGACAUUUCAAAUCAGUGGGACAGAUUAGUCAAUAAAUUGUGAUACAUACACGUUGAGGUAUAAAUAGUUCUCUGGAAGGAUCCACAGCAUGGCAAAAGCAGAUGUCUCUGAGGAGGGAAAUGUGUGGCUGGGGCACGUGGGGAAAAGGGUGACUUUUCGUUGAAUACCCUUGUGGACCUUUUCUAAUGUUCUGUCAUGUGAAUUUAUUACCUCUGAAGUUCGCCUGAGUUCAAACCCCAGUUCCCCCAGUUGCUAGCUCUUAAUCUUGGGCAAACUCUUCACACUCUCCAAGCCUCUUUAUCUGUGAAAUAAGGUCAGUAACUUAGCCUGGUGCUGCCUGGCACAGAAUAAACUGUCAAUAAAUGGAGAUUAUUAGUGUAAAAGACCCAAAUGCCCAUGAAUGGAUAAAUGGAUUUUUAAAAUGUGGUGUAUUUGUGAAAUAUUAUACAGUCAUAAAAAGGAAUGAAGUACUGACACAUGCUACGACAUGGAUGAACUUGAAAACAUUAUGCUAAGUGAAAGAAGCCACACACAGUGGUCCCAUUUGUAUUAUGUCAUGAAAUGUCCAGAAAAGGCAAAACCAUAGCAACAGAAAGGAAAUUAAUGGUUGCUGGGACUGAAGGAGGAGGGGAUGAAGAGGGCCUGCUGAUGGUUAUGGGGGCUUCUUUGUGGGGUGAUGAAAACGUGAUGGGUUAGAUGACGGUGAUGGUUGCAUAGGCUUGUGAAUGUACGAAAUGACGCUGAAUUUGCAGUUUCAGACGGUGAGUGUUAUGGCAUGUGAAUGACAUCUCAAAAAAUUAAUGUUGAAAAUGAAAAUUGCCAGUUUUCCCAUGGUCACUAUCCACUAUCCACUGUCUCCAUCUCUCCAUUCUCCCCACUGCAUUCCUUUUGACGCCCACCCCUGCCGCUCUCUCCCAUCCUCACUCCCUCGACCUGCCCCACAAGGCCUCCCAGGGAGCCCGUGAACCGCUGGGCGCCUGGGUCCUGUGGCUGUUGGAGCGGCUGCCCAGUGUGCGUGCCCCCACCGCUCUCACCCGUGAGAGUGGACGCUUCCGUCGGAUUUUUCUCGUGCGUUUCAGUUGAUGGUGAUGUUUACAGAAGGCGGCAUUGCCCUGGUCAAUGGAGGAAGCCCCUCAAGAUAAUAUUUAGGCCUGUCCAGAAGUUUGAUCUCAUCCACCAGUAACCUCAGGAUGCUGUGCUCUGAAAGCCAGGUUGGCCGCCUCCGGGCACUUGCAGAUACUGAGGACUUUGGAGGCAUUUGGGCCUGCAAUUGAGGCCUUGUACCUCCACAUGCGACGUGACCUCAGCCCUUUGCUGCACCUCUCUAAGUGAAGUGGCACAGGAAUACUGGCCUUGCCUGUCGUUGCCAGGAUUAACUGAGUAGUGCAUUAGCUGCCCUGGUGCUUAGGUGUGGAGUACAUGGUGAUUUACAUACCAGGCCCUACUCGUGGGCCUCCUGAUGCAGCAGUUCCUUGGCUGUGCCCCUGUCGUCAGCUGCCCCUAGGAUAACUCUGAGCCCUAGCCACCUCUCUGGUAGAUUUCCUAUCCCCCCACUAUAAUCACACCUGGGUAAGGCAACUCAAACCUUUCAGAGAUGUGUGCUGAACCUCCUGUUUUCUUAAAUACCUAUCUGGUGGUUGUGAGACUUAAGGCCAACCUCCCCAAGAGACUUUUUCUGUUUCUCCUAGUAAACCUAGACUCACCUUCUGUCAUCUUCAACUCUAUUCAAAUUUUGUUCUUUCACCCCUGCCUGACCUCUGACCCUGCUUUUUACUUCUGCCAUUUCAUCCUCACUCCUGCUUCCUUUCAUAAAUCCAUAAAUGCCUUUUGGCCUUCCUAGCCCUGGGCCAAGUUCCUUUCUCUUUCCUCUGUUUUUACCCCUUUCCUUCAUUCUCCCAUCCAACUUUCAGUCCUUCCUUUCUCAUGCAGACUUUGAUUCCAACCCCAUCAAAAAACAAAAACAAAAAACACAGCACAGUUAGCAGCAUCUCAAAAUUCAAAAGUUUUAUUACUCACCUAUGAAUUCUAUUACAUUUAUUUAUUCAGUUUUAUUGUUUUAAAAUAUAUCAAAAUAAAUAGAGAAAUUUAUACCUGUCUUAUCUGUAUAUGGAAGAGCAGCUGGUCCCCAAGGUGGCACCAACACUCCUAGCAGCUCUGACUUUACAUAUCCGUAGUAGUCAGCAAUUUCCAUUUCUUUUUCCCUCUCAAUGAAAAAUUGCACUUUCCCCAAAGAGGUGUAUUUGGCAGCAAUACGUUCUUGUUGAGCCCGUCUCUUCAUGGCCUCCCGCUCUGGCCUCUGCUCGUGUUCAAUGGGCUUUGACAUUACUGGCUCAGGAACAUUGGGUUCCCUCCAUGGAACUGGUUGCUCGCUGAAGUCUUGCAGUAGAAAUGGGGUUUGGAGCUUGGGUGGGGACUGGCGCUUAGUCACAGCAGGGGGAACAGGCUACCACUGGAGAGAAGUGCAAGAUGAAGUUCCGUAGGGUGCAGGCCUAGGAGCAGCAGACUGAGGGACACUAGGCUGCGUAUGGUCGGUCCAAGCCGGUUGGGUUGGUUAGUCAUAGUUGGCUGAGAUGGUUUGGCAGGACCUGGCAAAGAGGCAGGAGCUGGGUGGGAUGAACUCACUGCAGGAGGUUGAGCUGAGUUAGUAAAAACAGGCCGGGCACACUCAGCCACAGCAGGCCGAUGAGAGGCCAGAGACUGUGGCCUCCGAGGAGCAGGUCGAGAUUGAGGCUUGUCCCAGGCAGAAAACGGCAGAGGUAUCAACUUGACCUUCCCAGGAGGCGGCAGCUCCUACUGGGAUGGAGAUGGACACUGUUUUCCAGCACUGCUGUCUGGUUUCUGGGCUUCGACUUGAGUUUUCUCAGGACUCUUACCCUCACGUGGGGUAUACCUCCAUGGCUGGAUAGCUGGGGGUGUUUAGGGUUGCUUGAAUUUCCCAAGACCCGACAGGAAGAGAGCCCAGUUUUCUUAUCAUUCUUCUCCCCCAGUGCAUGAAAAACCUUCACAGACGCCAGCCUGCACAUGCCUAGGGAGGUUCGAGGCUUUUUAAAGCUCUCUUGGAUAAGCUCAGUUUGCUGCUUCCUUCGCUUCGUCUGGGGAAUUGUUGGCUUCUCUUCUGCCUUGACUUUGUUCCCUGACUGCUUUUUCUCAUCAGCCUUCUUCCUUCGUUUGGUCCUUGAGGUGCUUUCCUGCCCGUGGCUCUGAGUAUUGCUGAUCUUUCUGGAUGCAGCUUUCUGAGGUUUGCCUUUGGAAUGCUUGGCCGUGGUCACAGGAGCGCUGUCCCUGACUGCAGCAUGGCAUAGAAGCACUUCUCCCCCUAGCAGGCACUCUGGAUUCUUUGGCUGGAUUUUGGCCUUGGGAGCACCACUGAUAGGCUCAGAGGCUUUAUGUUUGUUCUUCCUGGGUUGAGCAGAGGGAACCUUUAUGACACUUGGCUUUUCCUGCACCUGAUUCACCUUAAAGGCUCUGAUUCACCUUAAAGGCUCUGAGUGUCUUUGGCUUUGAUCCUGUUGGGACCUUUGGAUCAAGAUCUUUCAAAGAAUUAAAGAGCUGGGGAAGGUGAAUAUCCUCCGCCAGUGUAGUAAUGUCUGCAAAACCACUGCUAGAUUCCAUCCCAUUUUCAGGUGUCCAUAGGUCCUCAAGACUCAGGCUGUUCUUUCCCAGAUCAGCAUUUUCAGAAGCAGGCUGCUCCUCUUGGCUAAGGGGAUGCAUCAGUGCAGGCCAGGAGCUGCUGAAUAUCAGGGAUUUCUAAAGGGAGUAGUGGAGGCUCUUGGUUUUCUCUUGGGAUCUGUAGGCAUCCAGAGGCUUUGAAAGCUUGGUUUUCAUAUCCUCCAAGUGCUCACUCUCUAUUUGUCCCUGGCUUGGAGCUGGAGGCAGGGCCAGGAGACUACUGGCGCUCUGGACUGGAGCUGUCCCUGAAAUGUCCCCAAGUUCAGGUGGUGGGUUACUCUCAAGUAUCUGGAUAUUUCUGCUCCUGCAGGGCCUGGGGAGUUCUUGAGUUUGUGUCACACAAGAUGUCUGGCUUGGAGGUUGCAAUCCCAGGGAAUUUUUCAUCACCAGGGAAGUCUCCAUCCCUACAAAGGAAUCAAGGUAGAAGUCAGUCCCUGGUAAGUGAGAUGCUCCCCCUAAACACCAACACAGCACUCAUGUACCUUUCAAGGUACAUGAUUGAUGUGUUGGUGUUUAGGGGCAAGAUGGGCAAGGCAUUUCUAGUAACUCUUCUUAAGGAUCACGGACAGUGCCCUAUGCUACGAGAUAAGGGGUGACUGUUGUAAUUCUUACUGGUGAUCAUUUCAUGUCACCGAUUCUUGGCUUUCUUUGUAUUUCCUAGGAUUGUUCAAAGUCAAAUAAAAAAUGAGUCUUAUUUUUUAAAGAAACGAAAUGUUUUACAAAGCCUAGCAUUCUCUUAUAGAGUCCUUUCAAUUCUCCCCACUUUCCUGAGAGGCUAAGAACACUUCACACCAUGAACUAGGAGAGGGAGUAGAGCCCUUCCUGAUGAAAUAAAUAAACAAGGACAGAGUCUUAGCCUGCUUGCUCUGGACAGGAUCCCGGACCACAAGGUCUUAAAUCCUGGUAUAAAUUAGGGAAGUGAGGACAGUUAAACUGGCACUAUGAUAACAAGAGUUCUGAAACACCUUCCAAAGAGACUGUGGCAGUAGAUCAGGGAAGGGAGUGAUACAGUGUGGGAGUACAGGGGGAAUGAUCGGCUGCAGCAGUGAAAAAUGUGGUACCUCUUGGUAUGCUCUCGGGGUUCUUGUACAUGCAGCAUAGAUGACAUUUAGAGUGUCCCUCCCACCUUCCAACCUGAAUUAGGUGUUCUUUUUUAAAAAUUUUAUUUUUAUUUAUUUAUUUUUGAACUUACUUAUUUUAUGUAUGUAUUUGUUUGGCUGCACUGGGUCUUCAUUGCUGUGCACGGGCUUUCUCUAGUUGCGGCUAGCGGGGGCUACUCUUGGUUGCGGUGUGCAGGCUUCUCAUUGCGGUGGCUUCUCUUGCUAUGGAGCACGGGCUCUAGGCGCGUGGGCUUCAGUAGAUGUGGCUCACGGGCUCUAGAAUGCAGGCUCAGUAGUUGUGGCACAUGGGCUUAGUUGCUCCACGGCCUGUGGGAUCUUCCCUGACCAGGGCUCGAACCCGUGUCCCCUGCAUUGGCAGGCGGAUUCUUAACCACUGCGCCACCCGGGAAGCCCUAGGUGUUCUUAUAUAGAGUCUAAACCAGAGAGCCCUGUGUGAAGGUAGUGGUUAUUAAAGGCUCAGGAUCUAAAUUCUACCUGUCUGUACACCACUUCCCAGCUGUAGAUUUGACCCCACUUUUGAAUGCUGACCUCAUUGUUCAACUUUCUUGCUGUUUGUACUCACCUUGAAAACUUGUUUCUGUGACGGGUUGAGCAGACACAGGGCAGUAGAUUCCAGAGGUGGAAGCUGGUGGUUGGAUAUUUGUGGGCUGAAUCUCCUUUAGUACCAUAACCACUUUUGGUUGCACAGAGACCUUACUUCCUGUGUAUGACACAGAGCCAUAGGGUUGCAGGCAGGAGCCAAGUUCUCCAUUCAGUAAAGACCCCAAUGUGCCUUGGUUAUAGUAAUAUACCUGGCUUCCUUCCUGGUACGGAAGUGACAGGCUGUGUCCCUGAUUUGGAAUCUGAGAUGGUGUUCCCUGAGCAAGCCUGGCAGAAGGUGAUGGAUAUAGAGGGACCAUGUUAUUGGUGUCUGCAGUUUUAUCAUACUGGGCUGCCAUAAACAUGGAGGAAGCAGCUGUGUGCUGGUCAGUGACUGCCAGAGUAAAGUCUCCGAGUGAAGGAGAAUUCUUUUCGGUGCUUCCUGUGAUGUCCCAGUCAAGAACACCCGGAUAGGAAGCAGCUGAAGUGGAGGUCUGGCUCUGGUCAGUAACUCCAGAUAACAUAGUUGUGCUAGACUGUUGGUGAAGGUAGGCGCUACACAUGAGUGUCUGGAAAGAGGUACCAGUAGCUGAUGCCGAACUGACGGCAGGAGCAGAGACUCUGGAGAAGUUGCAGACACUUCCUGUUAGGGAAGUUGCAUUGCUCACCCCAGGAAGAGAGUGCUGCAGAGAAUUCAGAGUUCCAAGUCGAGAUGGAUUUUGGAAAUUUUCUGUAAGAACAAGAGGGUAAUGAAAACAUCAGGGAGAUUGAUAAAUUCUCACUAUGUUUGAGGAACAGCAUUAUCUUAAGUUUCUUGCUAUCCAGACACCUGUAAUGUCAAUACUUACUGAGAAACCAAAAAUCAGACCGUUAUGAUGGUUGCAAGGACUGAGCAGUUUUACAGUCUUCUGUAUUAGCUGCCUGUGCUCCCAUGUUGGGCACAGAUGGGCAGAAGACCCAAGUGGUAUGGUUCAGACAUUGUUCUCUAGGCUGGAAGCAACUUUCUCCCUGACCUAUCUUUCCUUUCAGCCUGCACUAGUAUGGACUUCUAUGCUGUUUCCUAGACUGGGAGCAUUUUAGAACUAGGAGGUCCUUAGAGAACUUCUGUUUUCACAGUCUCAUUUCAUGAGGAAGGAAAUUGAGGCUCAGAGAGGUCGGGCUGACUUGUUCAACUUCUCUCAUUAUGUUAGUAUCCUUACCAGAUUUCAGAACCUAAGUAUCCUGACUUGCUUGCCAGGACACUAUUCUGAGCAUGAUACUGCCAGAAAGCAGGAGAAAUAGAACUUAUAAUAUAGGCAUUUUUUUCGUCCGUUAGAAAACAGUACGGCUAUUACCAUUGGAAUCUUCAGUGUCUCACUUUGCUUGUGCAGUUCCCACGCUAUUACCUAGAGUUCACAUACAGCUCAGUCCAACUGGUAAAUUUAAAGAGUCAUUUCUACCCUCUUCAAUCCUGGAGGUUGAGCUGAGUUAGUAGAAACAGGCUGGGCACACUCAGCCACAGCAGGCCGAUGUGAGGCCAGAGACUGUGGCCUCCGCGGAGCAGGUCGAGAUUGAGGCUUGUCCCAGGCAGAAAACGGCAGAGGUAUCAACUUGACCUUCCCAGGAGGCGGCAGCUCCUACUGGGAUGGAGAUGGACACUGUUUUCCAGCACUGCUGUCUGGUUUCUGGGCUUCGACUUGAGUUUUCUCAGGACUCGUCUCCUCAGGUGGGGUAUACAUCCAUGGCUGGAUAGCUGGGGGUGUUUAGGGUUGCUUGAAUUUCCCAAGACCCGACAGGAAGAGAGCCCAGUUUUCUUAUCAUUCUUCUCCCCCAGUGCAUGAAAAACCUUCACAGACGCCAGCCUGCACAUGCCUAGGGAGGUUCGAGGCUUUUUAAAGCUCUCUUGGAUAAGCUCAGUUUGCUGCUUCCUUCGCUUCGUCUGGGGAAUUGUUGGCUUCUCUUCUGCCUUGACUUUGUUCCCUGACUGCUUUUUCUCAUCAGCCUUCUUCCUUCGUUUGGUCCUUGAGGUGCUUUCCUGCCCGUGGCUCUGAGUAUUGCUGAUCUUUCUGGAUGCAGCUUUCUGAGGUUUGCCUUUGGAAUGCUUGGCCGUGGUCACAGGAGCGCUGUCCCUGACUGCAGCAUGGCAUAGAAGCACUUCUCCCCCUAGCAGGCACUCUGGAUUCUUUGGCUGGAUUUUGGCCUUGGGAGCACCACUGAUAGGCUCAGAGGCUUUAUGUUUGUUCUUCCUGGGUUGAGCAGAGGGAACCUUUAUGACACUUGGCUUUUCCUGCACCUGAUUCACCUUAAAGGCUCUGAUUCACCUUAAAGGCUCUGAGUGUCUUUGGCUUUGAUCCUGUUGGGACCUUUGGAUCAAGAUCUUUCAAAGAAUUAAAGAGCUGGGGAAGGUGAAUAUCCUCCGCCAGUGUAGUAAUGUCUGCAAAACCACUGCUAGAUUCCAUCCCAUUUUCAGGUGUCCAUAGGUCCUCAAGACUCAGGCUGUUCUUUCCCAGAUCAGCAUUUUCAGAAGCAGGCUGCUCCUCUUGGCUAAGGGGAUGCAUCAGUGCAGGCCAGGAGCUGCUGAAUAUCAGGGAUUUCUAAAGGGAGUAGUGGAGGCUCUUGGUUUUCUCUUGGGAUCUGUAGGCAUCCAGAGGCUUUGAAAGCUUGGUUUUCAUAUCCUCCAAGUGCUCACUCUCUAUUUGUCCCUGGCUUGGAGCUGGAGGCAGGGCCAGGAGACUACUGGCGCUCUGGACUGGAGCUGUCCCUGAAAUGUCCCCAAGUUCAGGUGGUGGGUUACUCUCAAGUAUCUGGAUAUUUCUGCUCCUGCAGGGCCUGGGGAGUUCUUGAGUUUGUGUCACACAAGAUGUCUGGCUUGGAGGUUGCAAUCCCAGGGAAUUUUUCAUCACCAGGGAAGUCUCCAUCCCUACAAAGGAAUCAAGGUAGAAGUCAGUCCCUGGUAAGUGAGAUGCUCCCCCUAAACACCAACACAGCACUCAUGUACCUUUCAAGGUACAUGAUUGAUGUGUUGGUGUUUAGGGGCAAGAUGGGCAAGGCAUUUCUAGUAACUCUUCUUAAGGAUCACGGACAGUGCCCUAUGCUACGAGAUAAGGGGUGACUGUUGUAAUUCUUACUGGUGAUCAUUUCAUGUCACCGAUUCUUGGCUUUCUUUGUAUUUCCUAGGAUUGUUCAAAGUCAAAUAAAAAAUGAGUCUUAUUUUUUAAAGAAACGAAAUGUUUUACAAAGCCUAGCAUUCUCUUAUAGAGUCCUUUCAAUUCUCCCCACUUUCCUGAGAGGCUAAGAACACUUCACACCAUGAACUAGGAGAGGGAGUAGAGCCCUUCCUGAUGAAAUAAAUAAACAAGGACAGAGUCUUUCUGGACAGGAUCCCGGACCACAAGGUCUUAAAUCCUGGUAUAAAUUAGGGAAGUGAGGACAGUUAAACUGGCACUAUGAUAACAAGAGUUCUGAAACACCUUCCAAAGAGACUGGCAGUAGAUCAGGGAAGGGAGUGAUACAGUGUGGUAGUACAGGGGGAAUGAUCGGCUACAGCAGUGAAAAAUGUGGUACCUCUUGGUAUGCUCUCGGGGUUCUUGUACAUGCAGCAUAGAUGACAUUUAGAGUGUCCCUCCCACCUUCCAACCUGAAUUAGGUGUUCUUUUUUAAAAAUUUAUUUUUAUUUAUUUAUUUUUGAACUUACUUAUUUUAUGUAUGUAUUUGUUUGGCUGCACUGGGUCUUCAUUGCUGUGCACGGGCUUUCUCUAGUUGCGGCUAGCGGGGGCUACUCUUGGUUGCGGUGUGCAGGCUUCUCAUUGCGGUGGCUUCUCUUGCUGUGGAGCACGGGCUCUAGGCGCGUGGGCUUCAGUAGAUGUGGCUCACGGGCUCUAUAAUGCAGGCUCAGUAGUUGUGGCACAUGGGCUUAGUAUCUCCACGGCCUGUGGGAUCUUCCCAGACCAGGGCUCGAACCCAUGUCCCCUGCAUUGGCAGGUGGAUUCUUAACCACUGCGCCACCAGGGAAGCCCUAGGUGUUCUUAUAUAGAGUCUAAAACCAUAGAGCCCUGAGCAAAGAUAGUGGUUAUUAAAGGCUCAAACUGAAAGGAUCCAAGGGAAGCCAGGGAGAGCAGAUCUUGCAAUAGAUCCAGCUGGGAGGUGCUGGCCGCUGAGAUCAGAUUUGUACCAGUGGAGGUUUUGAGAAGUAGUUCAGUGAUGGAUAUUAUCCUGCAGGAUGCAGGUGAAAUCAGGUGUUCAGUUUUGAGCAUGUGAAGUUGAUCAGAAAUCCAAGUGAAGAUGUCCUGUAGGCAUGUUGACAGGCAUGAACAUGAUAGGAGCCCAGGGCCUGUCUGUGUUGUAGAUGUAUUAGGAUACAUCAGUGAAGAGACAAUAUUUAAACCCAUGAAAAUAGGUGGAAUCAUCUGGAAAGUGGGUGUUGUAAACAAGGAAGUGUCUGAGGUCAGAGACCUGUAGCACUGCAACAUUUGCCAGUUAGAGGAUGUCAAGGCACCAGCAAAGAAGGCUGGGAAGGUGUGGCCCAUGGGGAGGUGAGUGGAGAGAGAUGCGGUCCAGGAAGCUGGGAAAUCAAGAGGAAGGUGAGAUUCCCUCUGUCAUGUGGUGCCACUAGGUCAAACGUUUGUAUAUAUAUACUUAUGUACAAAAUGUAUAUAUAUAUGUAUGUACAGUAUUAGCCUUCUUAACUUGACGUUACUUCAUGAGGGCAUUUUCCCAUGUAAAUGAUGGUUUAACACUGUUAACAAGAAAUGUAUAUUUGACUUUGCCUGUGCCCGCCCUGAGCCAGCGAUCCUCCAUGCUCCCUGCAUCCAGUGAGAUGCGCUACACACUGAUGGAGCGGACAUGAGCAGAACGAUGGUGGCCAGGCUCCGACUGGGGCUGCUGCUUCUGGUGCUGCUCUUACCUACGCAGAUUUAUUCAAAUCAAACAAUUGUUGUAAAACCUUCAAGUAACCCCUCCCAGAAUAUCUCAGCUGCCCCCAAUCCAGCCAAUGCCACCAUCAUGUCAAGUGAUGAUGCUCCACAGUCAACAGCUAGUCUCUUCAUGAUCUCGGUCUCCCUUCUACAUCUCUGCUGUUAAGAGACUCAGGGCAAGAAGCAUCUAUACAUCCCCAUCUUCUAAACCCAGUUCAAAAGGCGUCUAGACAUCUAGUGUGACAAGGAAAAUAGCAACAACCAGGGCUUCAUUGAAUGAAUCUGCUGAUUUCACACCUUAUUUUAUUGACAGAAAUUGUUGAGGAUCCCACAUUUGAUUGGUUUGAAGAGCAUGUGAAGGGUUUGACUAGAUGAUGAAUGCCAAUAUUAAAGCUGCUGGAGUUUCCUGUACAAGAUGAAGAGAGACAAUAUCCAAAAUUAGUUGAGAUGAUUUUCUUAAAUGUGGCUUAAGAAGUAUGGGCACAUAAAACUCUACCUUGAAAAUGAGAAUAGAUUUUAUCUUACUUAGAGAUAAAGAAUAAGAUGUAGAACAAAGAUUCAGUUUUCAUUUGGUGCCUUAAAUUUAUAAGGCCAUAAAACAAUUGGAUAAAACAGAAAGCUUCCAUGAUUCUCUUUAUACAUACAUUAGAAGGAACUUCCAGGUGUUACUGCAAAUCCUCCAUGUGUUGUUUCAGCAUUACUAACUUAAUGCCGAUGUACUCUAAAUAAAAUUUUAUGUUAAGCUAUCACUGUUCUCUUGGGAACUGAACUCUUUCUUCUGGGGCUUUGUGUUUGACAUUGAAUUUGGAUUAUUAUUUCUUUUUGCGGUACGCGGGCCUCUCACUGUUGUGACCUCUCCCAUUGCGGAGCACAGGCUCUGGACGCGCAGACUCAGCGGCCAUGGCUCACGGGCCUAGCCGCUCUGCGGCAUGUGGGAUCUUCCCGGACCGGGGCACGAACCCGUGUCCCCUGAGUCGGCAGGUGGACUCUCAACCACUGCGCCACCAGGGAAGCCCCAAAUUUGGAUUUUUAUAUAGCCAUUGACAUGUGCCAGCUCAAUGAUGGAUUGGAAUCUACCCCAAAUCCAAGCAUAAUGAGUACAUUUUGCUUAUAUACUUAUCAACUAUUCUUAUUCAAAAAGAGUGCUAGAUUCAUUUAGCUAGACAGAUAACAAAGAGUAGAAGUAUAUUAAUCUCAACUAAUUUCAAAAUGCUUUUUAUUUCUGCAUAGGUUGAAUAAUUUUUACAAUUUAAAAAAUGGUCUGUUUUGAAGGUAAAAUUGACAAAUCUUGAAAUUAAAAAGGUAAAUAUGUGAAGGAACCAAACUGUAAAUCAAAUAUUCGAGAACUGAAGACUGGAAGCUUGCUUACAUUAAAUUCAGAAAAAAAAUUAUACUCUUUUCUGUAAAUACUUCCUUUUAAACUGAAUCAGAAUGGCCAUAUUUGGAACACUUUCUGUUGUCAUUCAAUAUUUUUAGACAGUUGGAACCCGGUCUUAAGCCUAAAGUGGGCUUGAUUUUGGAAAGUAAAACUUCACAACUGCUUUGAUGCACAGAAACCUUUUUAAAAGUAGCCAUUCCCUAAAGUCUUUUGUUCACAUGGUCACACAAUGAUGCUUAGAUGUUCCAAAAUCUAAUAUGGUCACAGUUAACCAAAGUCAUAUUUUUCCAUCUUUAAAAACCUACAUUGGAAUAACCAUAUCCAACAGAUCUCAAGCUACUGUGUGUGUGAAUGAACAUUCUCUUUUGUUUCAUACCUGAAUGCUGUAUCUCUAUUUUGGAUUGUAUAUUGUUUUUUAUUGUAUUUAUGCUUUGAUUUAUAGUAACUUCUCAUGUUAUGGAAUUGAUAUUGUAUUAAACAUAAACUGUAAAUAAAAAGAAGUGGCUGAAAGAGCAAAAAAAUCAA